Messenger RNA from Arvicola amphibius (Eurasian water vole), 1952 nucleotides. RefSeq names its product nuclear autoantigen Sp-100-like. The transcript has 9 exons. The record is from RefSeq and is a predicted model, not a curated record. Gene Ontology annotation, molecular function: DNA binding; DNA-binding transcription factor activity, RNA polymerase II-specific. Gene Ontology annotation, cellular component: nucleus. Gene Ontology annotation, biological process: regulation of transcription by RNA polymerase II. Lineage: Eukaryota; Metazoa; Chordata; Mammalia; Rodentia; Cricetidae. The coding region runs from base 76 to 1218 and encodes 380 amino acids.
AGUUUAGUUCUCAAAUUGACUUCAGCUCUCAGCUGUGUGCCACAACACACAGUCUAGAAGCCUUUGAGGAGAUCAAUGGAUCAAAGCUCACCUUCUGAGGCCCCUGGCACGAGUUGGGAGAUGGAAGGUAGUAGCUUCAUCAACAGGACCAACUCUCCAGGUGGCAAUGCCCUCAGUGAACUGGGCCUUCCCACAUCAAUCGCCAAUCAAGAAAAUCCCCCAGAGGCUUCCUUACAGGCAAUAGAGAGGAUGUCCACAGAAGACGAGGACACAGAGACGAUUCCCUUGCAACCUAUACUCCAGAACUUCAGAAAACAAAAAGUGAUGAUUUCAAAUGCAAUAAAGAAGCCAUUUCCUUUUUUUGAGGUGCUUCGUGACAGUGAUCUCAUCACUGAAAAAAUGUACACAGAUUUUAAAGAUUCCUGUACAAACCUGGUUCCUGUAGAAAUUGUGGCCUACAGAGCCCUAGAAGAACUGGAGAAGAAAUUUGACCUGAAUGUUCUAUGGGCAUUGUUCAGUCUUGGAAAUAUGAGUGAAUACCCUGAUUUGGAACCCAUUUCCAAAGACUUUGAAAAUGUCUUAUCACAGAACGAAUUGUGUUUUGAUGAAAAUGAUAGAGGGGACCCAAACGUGCAGCUACGUCUUGAACAAGGACCUGCUCAAGGAAGCCUGAUCUGUUCACCCUCAGCUCCGAGAACUCACAUAUGGAACAAUAUGGAUUUAAGCCUUCCUGAGCUCCCCGUGAUCUGUGGUAAUGCUAAGGGGAUUCUGAAUAAGGAGAAAUUUGUGAAAGGCAUCCAUGAGAAGAGUAUACGGACUGACGAUGGAGAAUGGUUCAGUCUCAGGGAGUUUGAAAUCAAAGGAAACCUUGAAAGAUCCAAGAACUGGAGGCAAAGCAUACGUUGCGGUGGAUGGACCCUGGGAUACUUAAUAAAGUUACAGAAUGUUCCAGCAGUUCUUCUUCCAGGUCAUCAUCUCAUGCUUGUUCUUGAACAGCUGAGUAUUGUGGGUCAGACCUGUAAUCCCAGCACUUGGGAGACUGAGGCAAGGAGAAUUCUCCGAGAUCAAGGAUGGCUUACACUCUGUAGUGAGUUCCAGGCCUACCUCAACUCCAUCUACCCAAAAAUAAAAGUAAAAGAAGGAAAUAAUUUUGAAAUAAGUUAUUUGUUCUUCAUUUUUAUCAAUGCUGUAAAUUGGGAAAACCAGGAGAUUUCCUAGAUAGCUGGACCAAUUUCCUUCGAUGUAGGGUACACAGAUGUUUUUGGCAUGUAUCUCAGAUGGCCUUUCCCUGUGACAUCCUCACAAUAAAGCACAAACGUUUGCUCAAGUAUUGGCUGAGCUGCAUCUGAAACCAUGGGGAGUAUAGGUGUGAGUCCCUGGCCUGGGCAAGGCUGCAACUUCAUACCCUACCUGCAGUUACUACUGUGGAGGAGAGGAGUCUGUAGGAAAUGAUACUGCAGCUAAGGGUGGGAUGGCUAUUUGGAGGUUUAGGACAAAAACCGUGUCAUUGAUCAGUCUUCCCUGAGCUGGGUCAUAGAGGAGGACAGUUCUGAACAAGUGUAGAAUUCAGCUUUCUAUGCAGGGAAAGAAGAGUGUGAGAAACCAGCCCUCAGUGUGUCUAAAAUCUGUGGAUGAUCAAAUGGCAUCUCUUGUCUGAGCUCACUGUGAAAAUCACCAGGACAGGAAAACUGGAUUUAAAUAUUUCCUUGACUCAAUGUGGGGCGUAUGAGAAGUAAUUUCCAUGAAGACAGCUUGUAUUUAACAAGGUUACAUACAGACAGAAAUCUCUAGAAGAUGGUGAGAAAUACCUCACUCAAAAACUAAAAGCAGGCCGGGCGGUGGUGGUGCACGCCUUUAAUCCCAGCACUCAGGAGGCAGAGGCAGGUGGAUCUCUGUGAGUUCGAGGCCAGCCUGGUCUACAAGAGCUAGUUCCAGGACAGGCUCUAAAAAAG